Messenger RNA from Planococcus citri (citrus mealybug), 1762 nucleotides. RefSeq names its product pyruvate dehydrogenase E1 component subunit beta, mitochondrial-like. The record is from RefSeq and is a predicted model, not a curated record. Gene Ontology annotation, biological process: pyruvate decarboxylation to acetyl-CoA. Gene Ontology annotation, molecular function: pyruvate dehydrogenase (acetyl-transferring) activity. The transcript has a single exon. NCBI's taxonomy places the organism in Eukaryota, Metazoa, Arthropoda, Insecta, Hemiptera, Pseudococcidae. Bases 183 to 1256 code for a protein of 357 amino acids.
UAGAUUACUUAUCAAACUUAUCAAAUUUUGCAAGGUCGAUUAAAAAAUUGGAGGUUACUUUGAUCACAUUCAAAAUUUUAGUAAUUGUUUUAACUUUUAGCGUUGAUACACGUUCAUCUUUAACAUUUUCAUGUUUAGUAAAAAGUGCCGAUUGUGAAAGCUUGAAAUCCACAUCCCUCAAAAUGUCAGUUCUAUCCUCAAACACGCUGAAAUCAGGUAAAGGUGUGAUCUGCCGUUUCUUCAGCACCAGUAAAAUUCUAUCUGCUCAACAAAUGACUGUUCGAGAUGCCUUGAACGCCGCUAUGGACGAAGAAAUGGAAAAAGAUGAACGUGUAUUCAUACUCGGCGAAGAGGUAGCUCAAUACGAUGGAGCUUACAAAGUAUCCCGAGGAUUAUGGAAAAAAUACGGUGAUAAGCGUGUUAUCGAUACCCCUAUUACCGAAAUGGGUUUCGCAGGAAUUGCUGUCGGAGCUGCGAUGGACGGUUUACGACCAAUUUGCGAAUUCAUGACGUUUAAUUUCGCUAUGCAAGCGAUCGAUCAAAUCAUCAACUCUGCGGCUAAAACAUUCUACAUGUCUGCCGGUAAAGUUAACGUACCGGUUGUGUUUCGUGGACCAAACGGAGCUGCUGCAGGUGUCGCCGCUCAGCAUUCGCAAUGUUUUGCUGCGUGGUACGCUCAGUGCCCCGGUUUAAAAGUAAUCUCACCUUACAAUUCGGAAGAUUGUAAAGGUUUGUUAAAAGCGGCUAUACGAGACCCAGAUCCUGUUGUCUUUUUGGAGAACGAGUUGUUGUAUGGUGUUCAGUACCCGAUGUCUGACGAAGCUCUCUCCAAAGAUUUCGUUUUACCUAUUGGCAAAGCUAAAGUAGAAGUUGCUGGUAAUAAUGUAACUUUAGUAUCGCAUUCUAAAGGAGUCGAAGUAGCCCUAGACGCUGCCAGAUUACUGUCUAGUCAAGGAAUCAGUGCUGAAGUUAUCAAUCUUAGAACAAUUAGACCUUUAGAUUUUGAAACUAUCUCGAAAUCAGUUCAAAAAACUAAUCAUCUCGUAGCUAUCGAACAAGGCUGGCCAGUAUGCGGCGUAUCGUCCGAAAUUAGCGCUAGAGUUAUGGAAAGCGAAUUAUUUUUCUAUUUAGACGCUCCUGUAAUCAGAGUCACCGGUGCUGACGUUCCCAUGCCUUAUACUAAGAGUUUAGAAGUUGCAGCACUGCCUUCAGUCGAAGAUGUAGUUUCAGCUACCAAGAAAUUAUUGAACGCUUAGUUACGCGAUUGGUUUUGUAUACCAAUAAUUUUGUUACCAUACUCUAUAUAAACUUACUGUCGUCUAUCUUUUGUAAAUUUUUCACCGGAAGCUUAAAGAAGUAAUUUAUUGCACUUCGGCGCUUCUUAGAAUGUAAAAAAAAUUAAAUUCAUUCCUUCGUUGUGUUUUUUUAAGCAAUACAUUUUAAAAAACGCGUUACGAGUCGAUCGUGUAAUUUAUUAUUUUCUUUUUUCUUGUUAACCAUUUAAGAUAGUGAUUGUAUGAUAUCGAAAUGAAGUUUUUCUCGUUGUAUACUUCGUAGAAUACAAUUUAUUUUUAAUAUGCCCGGCGUGUGUAUUUUGUUGAUGUAUUAUUUGUUUUUUAAGUUACUUUCUUUUUUUCUAAACACAGUCGUGUGAAUAAAAUUUCCCAAUUUUUGAUAUAAUUUUUUUUUUUUUUAAUUUGAAGAACGUUUAUAUUAUUUCUUUCAGAUAUACUCGAAUUAUUAAACAAAAUGAAGCAUUUUA